Molecule: messenger RNA, 1806 nt
Organism: Ilyonectria robusta
Lineage: Eukaryota; Fungi; Ascomycota; Sordariomycetes; Hypocreales; Nectriaceae
Product: Alpha/Beta hydrolase protein
Exons: 7
Coding region: 86-1699 (537 amino acids)
Source: RefSeq, a predicted model, not a curated record
GAAAAACACAUUCAAUAUCGCCUUUCCAGAUUAUUCAUUUUCGCGACCAGACAUAGGUCGUUCUUAUUCAACGCUCACUUCCAAUAUGAUUCGUCAGGUUCCUGGACUCGGAUCUGUGCAAGGACUAGUGCCUGCUGAGUUCGGAAACGUCGAGCAAUAUCGUGGAAUUCCAUAUGGCUCAAUUCCGGCCAGAUUUCGACAGGCAAAACUCGUAACAUCAUGGCCAGACGGCAAGUGGGACGGGACAAAAUACGGGCCACUCUGCCCAUUUCCCAAGAUGGCUAUUGGGCACCCUAUCACGCAGAAGCACCUGCCCCCUCAGCAUGCCUAUGAAUUUGACGAAUUCCGUUGUUUGAAUCUGAAUGUUACAUGCCCCGCCGGAGGCAGCACUCCACCAAACGGCCUGCCUGUGGUGGUGUGGAUUCAUGGCGGUGGAAAUUGCGUUGGAACGGCGGCAGAUCCAGGAUAUGAUGGCGCCCCGCUCGUUCAUUUCUCUGUUGAGAGGAAACUACCAGUCGUUGUAGUGACCGUCAACUAUCGGCUAGGGGCAUUCGGAUUUCUAGCUUCUGAUGCAAUCAAAGAGGAUAACGAAGCCGCCGGAGAUCAAGGACAUGGUAACUACGGAAUUCGAGAUCAACUUUUGGCGUAUGAGUGGGUCAAGCGAAAUAUUAAAGCAUUUGGAGGUGAUCCGAAUCGCGUUACUGGAAUGGGAGAAAGCGCAGGAUCCAUUGACACGCAUAUCACCUUGUGCUCCGAACUCUUCAAGUCGGCCCUUCCAUUCAACCAAGUCAUCUUGCAAUCUGGCGUUGGGUCUCUCACCGUUCGCACGGCAAAACAUCAACAAGGUGUAUACGAGAAGUUGCUAGCUCAUCUCAAGAUCGACACAGACAAAUCUUCUGAAAAUUUAAAGGCCCUCCGCGACAUCUCUGCAGACGACCUUGUCUUGUCAUACAUCGCGCUCGGAAGUGGCCCGGUCCCGGCGUGGCAGGCGACAGUGGACGACUAUUUCCUUGCUACAAAUUGCUCUGUCUCCAGCCUGUCCCAGCAGCAAUACCACCCCAGCCUUAAACGAUUGCUCAUCGGUGAUUGUGCAGCUGAAGGCUUGAUCUUUUCCAUGCCACUAUCCAAACACGAGUGGACAUUCGACAAAGUACAAAGUCUGGCUACAAAAGUUCUCGGUGAGCAGGAUGCACAAGCCGUUCUUCAAGCAUAUGGAAUAUCGGCCGAUUCGUCUUACGAGGAGUUGUUUGCUUCUCUAAUUAAGCUAUUAUCGGACGCCGAAUGGUCACAGCCAAUGCGCGAGGUUGCAAAGUCCUUUUCAAAUGGCGACGUGUUUUACUACCAUCUGACUGAGGGAAAUCCAUUUGAUGGCGCUCACAAGGGAAAAGCUCAUCACGCGGUAGACUUGAUUUACGUCUUCCUUACAUAUCAAAGUCACUUGCCCGACAAUCUCGCAGCGCUUGCUGAGACGAUAGCAUCAUAUUGGUUAUUAUUUGUAAAUGGAGGCCAGCCUUGGAGCGUAUACGAUCAGAAACUGGAUGGAUCGGCUAAGAUCAUGGUUUUUGGUCCAAAUGGUGGCAGUGUUGAGAAAUCGGAGAGCUCGAAACCUGCGUACAAAAACAUCUUGCUUUGUGGGGAAUUGAAAGACAAGAUUGGACGUUUUGCCGCUAGCCUCCAUGGAACGCCGGCGGUUGAGUGAAAAGGAGGUGGAUGCUAGCACACGUGUUUCAUGUUACUAGCAUCAAUCGAGGUUCAAUCGAGGUUCAAUAGAUUCGGAAUAAUAUCAGUAGAGUCUGUUGACACCAA